CCUCCUCCCUUCCUCCCCGGCGUGGGCUCUCGCAGGCAGCCGGCAGCUCGGGGCAUCAAAGGUUGGGAAGGGCUCCAUUCCUCGCUUUGAUUCUCCCCCUCUCACCCCGCCUUUUUGCUUCUUCUUUCUAUCUCUUCUUUUUUCUCUUUUUUUUUUUUUUUUCCCCUCAAGCUGGGGGAGGAAGAAUAGCGCGGCCACGUCCCACCCCUCCCUUCCUGCAAAUCCCUGCUCGCACUGCAAACAAUCUGCCUUCCCCAUUGCAUCCAAGGGAGAUAGCAACAGCAACAUCAUCACGGCAAGCCGGAUGAGAGAGCGGAGAGGAGGCUGCUGCUGAGGGAGGAAGGCACACACGCACACACCAGCUCGAUGUUGCCAAAGCGGUAGGAACCGCACGAAAAAUAAGCCAUGCUGCCCCAUGUGUCUGGCGCAUUGUGCUCCAUCCGAGCCUUUUAGGAGGAAGAAGAGAAUUAUCUGCUCCGAUUUUUUUUCCCUGCCGGCGAGAGUGCGACAGACUUGCGAUGGUUGAAUGUCAAUGCCUGUGAGAGAGAGCAACAGUCAGAGCAGGAGGAGGACAGAAGGGGAGGAAAAUGAAGGUGGGGACGGUGGAGGAGAGAAAGAAGGAGCCUCGUCCAAUGCAUCAAAAGGAGGUCCCUGCAAUUGCUGAUAGAGCCCUGACCGCCUCGACAUCCACAAUGGUCUGUACAAGCUGCCAAUGCGUUUGAUGACGUUCCUGUUUUGUGAAAGGAGGAAAGGAAACGUGACCAUGUAAGAUCCACGUUUCCCCGGUCAAUUACAUGCGAAGAAUAGAUCCGAUUUCGACGUGGGUUUUUGGUCCAGGAUGGUAACAGCUUAGGGAAUAAUACAGCCGCCUUCCCUCAUCAAUUUCGCCCUGUUUUUUUUUUUUUUUUUUUUUUUUUUUUUUUUGGUGUGUGGUCCAGACAGCUGCUGGAAUAGAGAAGGUCAGAAUAUAUAGAUAUAUAUAAAAUAUAUAUGAUAUAUAUAUUAUAUAUAUAAAAAUAUAUUUGUCUCAGUACAUCUGGGAUUAAGCUCAUUGAAUGCUUAUUAUUUCUUUCUGGACUUUUAAUAUUUACAAUGAAAUCUUUUAAAGGCAACGGUAAAAUCUGAAGCCACCUGGGAGCACAGUGUUGAAAACGUAGGGUGUUUUCCCACAAACAAUGUGAAGGUCUUUUUUGUCAAAGAGGCAAUUUUGAUAAUAACAACAGCUACCAAUUUUGCAUUUUGAUAGCCAGACCAGCUGCUAUUUUGUCUGGACGCACACCGGGAUUCGUGUGAUCGGGUUUUAUUUUUUAAUUGAAAAAAUAAAUAGAAGAAAAAGGAAAAUUACUUGAGAUGCCAAAUACUGUCGAGAGAACCAUAUUCUCUCUCCUCCCCACACCCACCGGAGACGUGGACCCUUCUUUUUUACAGGCUUAGGAGUUGCGAGAGCUAAUCGGGGGCUUUCUCCCGAGACCGCCGCCUGCGCCCCUGGACCCUCGGGCGUGGGAGAUUUAUUUCCUCCUCCCGCUGAUUUCUAAGCAAACUUGUGGAGGGGGGAAAGGAUCCCUCGGCAGCACAGAGUCGGUUUUUUUCCUGGUGUGGAUUUCUUUUGCAAUUGCCGUCCCCGCCGGGUUCCAGCGGGCUGCCGGGGACUUGGCCCCCUCGCCCUCCGGCUCUGCUUUUGUGCGUUCCCCGGCGGCCAGCGCAGCCCCCCCGGCACUGCGGCCGCCGCGGAGCCCCCCCGGCCGCGGGGCGCCCGGCUCCUGCCCUUUUCUUUCCCCCGUGCCCGCCUGCCAAGGAAAGGCACAUGUUAAUACCACCCGGCGCGGGCAUUUUCUGCUACUGCUGCUGCGGGCUCCUCCGUCCGAGACAGAUGUUGCGAAACCAAGGCCUCCUCAAGUGCCGCUGCCGCAUGCUCUUCAAUGACCUGAAGGUCUUCCUGCUGCGGAGACCCCCCGCGCCGCCGCCGCCCUCCCCGCCGCCGCCGCUCCCCAUGCCCGGCGGCGCAGAGGCGGCGGCGGGGGCCGCACCGCCCGGGGGGCGCGGGCCCGGCUGGCGGGCGGCGGGCGGCGGCGGCGGCGCGGGCAGCCCGGCCGCCGAGGAGUGGGGCAGCCCCGCCGGGGAGCCGCCCGCCUCCCUGCCCAGCAGCACCUCCUCGGAUGACUUCGGCAAGGGCAAGGCCGAGGACCGCUACUCGCUGGGCAGCAGUGUCGACAGCGGCAUCCGCACCCCGCUCUGCAGGAUCUGCUUCCAGGGGCCCGAGCAGGGGGAGUUGCUGAGCCCGUGUCGAUGCGAUGGAUCUGUGAAGUGCACGCACCAGCCAUGUCUGAUCAAAUGGAUUAGCGAGAGAGGCUGCUGGAGCUGUGAGCUGUGUUACUACAAGUAUCACGUCAUUGCCAUAAGCACAAAGAACCCUCUGCAGGUAAAGUGGCAGGCCAUCUCUCUGACAGUCAUUGAGAAGGUUCAGAUAGCAGCGGCCAUCCUGGGUUCCCUCUUCCUCAUUGCCAGUAUCUCGUGGCUCAUCUGGUCGACCUUCAGUCCUUCAGCCAAGUGGCAGCGCCAGGACCUGCUCUUCCAGAUCUGCUAUGGAAUGUACGGCUUCAUGGACAUUGUCUGUAUAGGUCUAAUAAUACACGAAGGGCCCUCGGUUUACCGGAUUUUUAAACGGUGGCAGGCGGUCAAUCAGCAGUGGAAAGUGCUGAACUAUGACAAAACAAAGGACAUGGAGGAGCAAAAAACAGGGACCAGGACAAAUCAGCGCCCCUCCUCCCAAACCACCCACUCGUCCUCCACUGGUGGUACAGCCACUAACUCCGCUCCAGCCGACAGCGGGGCACGGGCUGCCGGCCAUGCCACAGGCACCCUCUCUGACCACCACUGUGCUUAUACCAUCCUGCAUAUACUCAGCCACCUGAGGCCUCACGAACAGAGGAGUCAGUCUAGUAGUAACAGAGAGCUCGUCAUGAGGGUCACGACGGUCUGAGCAGAGGAAUUCAGGAGGCCUUAACACGAAG
Messenger RNA from Motacilla alba alba, 3011 nucleotides. RefSeq names its product membrane associated ring-CH-type finger 4 (gene MARCHF4). Bases 1805 to 2980 code for a protein of 391 amino acids. The record is from RefSeq and is a predicted model, not a curated record. Gene Ontology annotation, biological process: protein ubiquitination. The transcript is spliced from 4 exons. Gene Ontology annotation, molecular function: ubiquitin-protein transferase activity; zinc ion binding. Lineage: Eukaryota; Metazoa; Chordata; Aves; Passeriformes; Motacillidae.